Messenger RNA from Aspergillus novofumigatus IBT 16806, 558 nucleotides. RefSeq lists its product as uncharacterized. NCBI's taxonomy places the organism in Eukaryota, Fungi, Ascomycota, Eurotiomycetes, Eurotiales, Aspergillaceae. Bases 1 to 558 code for a protein of 185 amino acids. The record is from RefSeq and is a predicted model, not a curated record. The transcript has a single exon.
AUGAGAAGUAAGACGAUCCCCGUCUUAAAGAACAUACCCAAAGGACCCGAUUCGCUCUCCAAGGAAGUUCUCAACAAGGACUUUGAACAGGAAGUGGUUAGGGGAGACGUGAUCCGCAUUCUGGGAUUUGUUACCGCGUCUCUGCGGCCACUGAGCGUGCUGGAGAUUUCUGAGGCUUGCCACCUUCACCUUGAUGAAGACGUUGUGAGAACUGGGGGUCAGUUUACACGUGAGGAAAUUGCAUCCUACCGUCUAAUGGUCAUCAUCCAGGAGAAGGUGCUAAUAUUACAUCAGUCCGUGAGCGACUACUUGGAAAGUGCGGGCUAUCUUGACGAGCUAAAGGCACAUACCGAGCUCGCCUACUGCUGUGUUGAUCCGCUCAUCGAGGAGUCCCAUUACAGUGAACUCUCGGCCAUCCACUUUUCACUUGGUGUGGCUCAAAAUGGGCCCAAUCAUGCGCGCGUGGCAGAGUCGAAAUUUGCAGUCCAGGAUUCGCAAGUGGAGUUCUUUGGCAUCCACCCUCCCUGUCGAGAGCAGUAUCCAUGCAAAGCUGGAUGA